This is a messenger RNA of Papilio xuthus (Asian swallowtail), 7373 nucleotides long. RefSeq names its product Chitinase 6 (gene Cht6). Lineage: Eukaryota; Metazoa; Arthropoda; Insecta; Lepidoptera; Papilionidae. Gene Ontology annotation, molecular function: chitinase activity; chitin binding. Gene Ontology annotation, cellular component: extracellular region. The coding region runs from base 244 to 6765 and encodes 2173 amino acids. The record is from RefSeq and is a predicted model, not a curated record. The transcript is spliced from 25 exons. Gene Ontology annotation, biological process: carbohydrate metabolic process; chitin catabolic process.
CGCAGUCCGCGCGAAUUGACGUUUCCCGCCAAAGCGCUUUUUGAACUUCGAACGCGAUUAACUUUUUAAAAUUAAAAGGCGCGCGUGUCAACCAGUGUCAGCAUUCGCUGUAUCAAAAGUUGCAUUCAAUACGGCACGUGUUGUGAAAUGUGUGAUAUAAACUUUGCGUUGUGAAAAAAGGACAUUUCGCAAAUUUUGUUUUAUUUUUUUUAUAUCAAUUUAAUGUUUGACUUAAAAUAAAUCAUGGGAGUUAUUGAUCGGAGAAAGUGUUUACCAAAUAUAAAUAUGGAAAUCACGAGGUGGUUACCAUUGGUGUUGGCUGUUGUCACAUUUGCAACUCCAGUUUUAUCAGCGGAACCCCGAGUGGUAUGCUACUACACUAACUGGUCGGUGUACCGACCGGGUACAGCGCGCUUCAACCCCCAGAACAUCAACCCCUAUCUCUGCACGCACUUGGUCUAUGCCUUUGGUGGAUUCACCAAAGACAAUACAUUUAAACCCUUCGAUAAAUAUCAGGAUAUUGAAAAGGGUGGGUAUGCCAAGUUUACGGGUUUAAAAACCUACAAUAAGAACCUGAAGACAAUGCUGGCCAUCGGCGGUUGGAACGAAGGCUCCAGCAGAUUCUCUCCCAUGGUCGCCUCCAGGGAUCGGCGGAAGGAGUUUGUAAGGAAUGCUAUUAAGUUCCUUAGACAAAACCACUUUGAUGGACUCGACCUUGAUUGGGAGUACCCGGCCUUCAGAGACGGCGGCAAACCGAAAGACAGAGAGAACUACGCGAAACUCGUCCGGGAACUGAGAGAGGAAUUCGAAAGGGAAUCGGAGAAGACCGGAAAACCUCGUCUAUUACUCACCAUGGCUGUACCAGCCGGCAUAGAGUACAUACAGAAAGGCUUCGAUAUAGAAACGUUAAACAAAUACUUGGACUGGAUGAACUUACUAUCUUACGACUAUCACUCGGCGUUCGAGCCAGCGGUCAACCACCACGCGCCGCUCUACCCGCUGGAAGAGCCCAACGAGUACAGCGUCGAUAACGAACUUAAUAUCGAUUACACAAUAAAAUUCUAUCUGGAGAACGGUGCGGACCCCAACAAGUUAGUGCUCGGUAUACCGACGUACGGACGCUCUUACACGUUAUUCAACCCCGAUGCAGUGGAGAUUGGCUCCCCUGCUGACGGUCCCGGAGAACAGGGGGAUGCGACCAGGGAGAAAGGAUACUUGGCAUACUACGAGAUAUGCGAAGCUCUCAAGCCGAAGCAGAAGAAACGCAGCAUCAGUUCUGACUCAGAAGAAUACUCAGAUGAAGAAGAGGAAGAGGAAGAAGAAUGGACGGUUAUGCAUCCCAACCCCACCGCAAUGGGUCCAGUCGCCUUCAAAGGCAACCAGUGGGUUGGCUACGAUGAUAUUGACAUUGUUAAGAAGAAAGCCGAAUACGUCGCUGAAAAUGGAUUAGGAGGCAUUAUGUUCUGGUCUAUCGAUAACGACGACUUCCGGGGCAACUGUCACGGCAAGCCAUACCCACUCAUAGAAGCGGCCAAGGAGUCCUAUAUACAAAAACUUGGAUCGACGGAUAACACUGUUGUAUCGGAAAGGCCGAAGUCCCGCAAAUCCGGCAGUAAGUCUGGCAGGAGGAACAAACGUCCUCGCACCACGUCUACCACCACCACAACUACAACUACUGAGAAACCAUCUACAAGGAGCAACAAACGUAAGAGCGGAUCAGCUACAAGUACGACUCCUGCCUGGAACGUCAUCACUCCCGAACCACCUACAACUCCUGACCCUGGUUCAGACUUCAAGUGCACAGACGAAGGUUUCUUCCCGCAUCCGCGUGAUUGCAAGAAGUACUUCUGGUGCCUCGACUCCGGCCCCUCCGACCUCGGCAUCGUUGCUCACCAGUUCACUUGCCCUUCAGGUCUAUACUUCAACAAAGCGGCAGAUUCUUGUGAUUUUGCGCGCAAUGUACUUUGCAAAGUGUCGGCGGCUACAACCAAGGCUCCCACUAAAGCGCCUACCACAAGAACAACGGUCACCACAACAACAACGACGACCACGACACGAAAGCCUUUGAGGAUCAGUACCCGCAACUCACUUCUGUUUAGAACAACAUCCACUACACCGGCACCUCAGGAGGAAGAAUACGAAGACGAGGACGACGAAGAUAACACAGCUGACGAUGCAGAAGAUCCUAAAGUUAUUAAGGAACUAAUCGAUUUAAUUAAGAAAGUCGGUGGCGUGGAACAGCUGGAAAAGCAGCUCGGCUUGUCAGAGACAUCCAUCAGUACUAGCGGUGAUGUAGCCACAAGUACGCCCUCUUCCUUCAACAAAAAGCUUUACCAAAAGGUUUUGGAACGGGCCCGAGGAAGGGGCAAAUUUAACACAAAUGGUGUUACUGGCAGUCAGUCACAAAACAGUCGCAGCGGACCGCAAAACGAAGGCCUCCAGCCAACCGCAGACCAAGAUCGAUUACUGAACAAAGAUAGACCACAGUACGUAACAAUUAAUCGAUCUCGUCCACCGACAACUGAGAACUCUUUAGAGAGUGAGGAGAUCGAAGACGAACAGGAAUCAGCGGAACAGCAAUUGACGCGAGGCAGAUCAGCCGGAGUACAAUCCAAAGUAGCCACAACAAGCAAACCAUUGCAGUAUGUUAAUAUCAGACGAUCGAGGCCUACGACAACUGUACCUGAUUCUGCUGAUGAUUCAGGAUCCAGGAAUAAUGCUCUAUUUGAACGCGUGGAGCCGUAUGUAUCCGUGUCGGAAGCAGUCAACUCUCUCGACAUCGCCAGUGCUAGGAGAGAGAAUAUUCCCGAAUACGUGACAAUUAGACGAAGUCGCCCUACUACCGAAACAACUACUGCGCAAUAUCAGAAUUCGGAAACUGAAGUUGAAUCCCAGGAAUCUGCUUUAGAAAGAGAAAUAACUUCUCCAUCUCUGCAACCCCAGUACACUUCAGUAUUGCGAAUCCGUUCUACCACACUUCCUCCUCUUGAGGAGCCAAGCAGCCCUGAACCAACAACAGUCCUUGCUGUUCAAAUCUCUUCUUUAUUAAAUUCUCCAACGCCUGCGGAAAUACCUUCAUCUGAGUCUUUGUCAUCUAUAUCUAUCACAACACAAGAAAUUGAAGUCCCUACAACAACCGCUACCAGUCCUACUACAACUACAAUGCCGACAACACCAUCUACCACUACGACAACUGAAGCCCCUUCAACUACUACCUCACGUCGAAAUGGCUUGAGACGUCGUGGGUCUACUACAGCGUCAACCGCAACUACAUCAUCUCCAACAUCAACAACUCAGGUUCCACGAACAAACUUCCUCCGUCGCACCAAGCCCACCACGGUCCCCAUCACCACGGAUUCCAACACCGCGGCACCGGAAAACGUCGAAACAACCACAAACAAAUACACGAGGCGGGGCAACUCCAGGUUCAAGUCACGAAAAGAUGCCGCCGAAAUUGUACCGCAAAUCGAGAAAACGCGGGAAAGCAACGAUACUGACGUACGAACACGGCGGCCAUUUUCCAACAGUGACCGACCGACGCCGCGCAAUUUUGCCGCGCGAAGACGCUUUGGUGGGGCGAACUCAACGAGCAGAACAGCGUCAGUAUCCUCGACGACAACUGCGUCUAUCUCUCGGCGUCCGUUCCGCGUGGCAAGCCGGCGACGACCUGCUGUCACCACCAAGCUCACCACAACUACCACUACCACACAGGCUACUACCACCACAAACGUCCUGGACAGCGAUGAAUAUCUACAGGAUAUAGAAGAAGCCGAUUCCAUUGAAGAUCCAACAAUAACUACACGCUCUGGACCGAAAAAGAUUCCGAAAAUACAAAGACGUCCCCUAGUUAAUCUGAAAGAAGAAGAUGAUCAGAAUCCGUCCGCUACAAAUGAGGAAGAGAAGAAAAGACAGAGCAAGAAAUACAGCUCUACAUUCAAACAAAACCAAUUGGAUGCAGCUUUAAAACUUAAAAAUCAAGACGCCUUCGAUGAGGAUGUAGAUGCAACUACUGAAGGGAAAUUUACAGAAAGCUUUAGUGCUGAAACGGCUGUAGCACUUGCAGCCCACAAGCUCUUAGAAGCACCUGUCCCAAUAAUAUCUGACUAUGAAUAUGAUGUCAAACCUACUAGAAGUCCACCAACAAGGAAUACCCAGAAGUUCAAAUACCCAACAACAGAAUAUACACCAGAAAUCACAAAAACACCAUCCUACCCCUUAUCAUACUCUACUACUCCUGGUUACAGUACUGAAACUCAAGACUACGUCCAAACUUCCACUGGUUUGUACUCCGGUGAUAUUCUAGAAACUGUUCUACCUUCGACAGGUGGAUACAGAGGAUCUAAGCCAACUGGAUUUACAUCUCCUACUAUCAUUAACCCUGGUCUAUCGGGUGUUUCUCGCAACUUAGGUCCAUCCACCGUUAGGUACUUGAGUACAACAGAACAAAACAUACCAACACAAGAAAUUAAUCCAACGGCCGGUAGAUAUACUGAUACUAGUGAAAAGUACUCAAAAUCUCCAUCACGACUUCAAGACUUAACAACUGUUUACAAUUACUCUGCGAUUUCAUACGAUUUAAGUCCAGGCGAUAAAUAUGUUAACACAGGAGAGUCCUUACAAACUGUAACUCCAACUGGUAGAUCUCGAGGUAGAAGACCUACUACUAUUAGUGGAAUAGAGCAGUAUACCGGUACCUCACAAACACUUCCGCCCACAAAUGACUUCGGUAUAAGCAAGAAAUACUCAGAAAUUUCUAGACCCACUACUACAGCAAACAAAUACUUGGAUGAAAGAUUUACUGGUAUAUCAGAAGAUCCAUUUGAAACAAGUAAAUAUUUAGAUACAAGCGACAAGUACACUGAUUCCUAUCAAACAGCAGGACCGUCAACUAUCGAUUAUUCAGAUUCAAACAGAUAUACAGGACCAUCCCAAUACUUGAAUCCUAGGUUUACAGUAACUGGAGAAAAAUACACAAAUGUUGCCACAAACCCGUCGACCCCGACGUACUUAACAGAAGAAAAUACAAGAGUAUCUCAGGAACCAACGCCUACUCUUGGUUACACGGGAACAACUGACUAUUCAGAAGUUCCAGCUAAUACAAGAAUACCAAGCAGAUUUACUAACAGAGGCGGAAGUUACACGACAAUACAAAAUCUGAAUCCCACAACCAAUUAUCCAGAAACAACUGACAGAUAUUCGUCUAUUUCACGUAGAAGAAAACCAUCGACCACAACUGUAAGCGAUAGUGAGAAGUAUACAACAGUCACAUUACAAACUGCUAAUCCAACAACAUCGAAUGAAAGAUACACAGAAGCUUCGAGAAGGAGACGGCCAUCUACAAACGCCUACACUGAGACAGACAAGUACACAACCGGGACUGUACAAAAUGUUAAUCCAACUGAAGUCGUUAUAAGUACAACUGAAAAACCAGUACAGUCACGAAGAAGAAGACCGAGCACAAACAGCUACACAAGUAGUGAACAGUAUACAACAGAAACUACAACCACAUUUGGAUUUACGGGCACGAGCGAAAGAUACACAAGUGUACCUCGCAGAACCAGGCCAUCAACUUCCAAGUACUUUGAUACUGUCACAGAGGAAGCGUCAUCAGAAUUCCAAACUGCAGGACCGACUACCGGAUUCACUGGAAUUAAUGAAAGAUUAACCGAAUCAUCACCAAGAGUAAGACCAUCUACAGAUAGCUACAUCGAGACAUCUGAUAAGUCUACCGACUCACCUCAGAUUGAAACGUAUACAGUAAAUAAUAAGAAAUAUUCUGAUAUUUCACGCAGUAGAAAUCCAUCUACUAGCUACUUUGAAUCAACAGAAAAAAGUCCAUUGAGCAGUAGUACGGAAUUAUCAGAAGACAAAGUGUCCACAGGUCGUUAUUUGAAUCCCAAUGGUCAGUACACUGGUUUCAUUCAAGAUGUAAAUCCGUCUACUGUAAAAUACGUGAGCACAGAAGAGAAAUCACAGGAUACAAGUCCAUCUUCAGUUCAAUAUCCAAGUACGACUGGUAAAUACGUGUCGGGACCUAUAGAUGAUUUCGGAUUCUCUACUGCUGGGUAUAGCCAGAGUCAAGACCCUUCGUACUUCACUAGAGAAUAUCUCCUAGCAUCACCAGUUACUAAGACAUAUGACGAUGAAUACCAAUACUUAUCACCGGUAACAACUACGCAGCCAACAACCACGACUAGAAAAUUAGGCAGAAAGAAAACUAUAUUCCGAAGAAUUUCAUCGACAGCUCGACCGAGUUCCACCACAACGACAGAAAGGCCUCGAAGGGUCGUAUCCAGAAAACCUUUCGAGAAAAUACGCAAAGUUCAGAAAGUUAAAGUUCUAAAAGCUUCAAAGAAAGAUCAAGAAAAACAAUUGGUGGAAGAAGAGAAACCAGUUAAUGAAGUAAACACCACUCAGAGGCAGCAAGUGCAGCGGGUACCGGUGAAGGCUGUUGAAUCGCCGAAACCAAACAGAGUUAGAAAACCUAUAACUUUCGACUACUAUGAUGAUAGUGAAGAGAAAGUAGCACGGAAAUACGAAGAGGGAACUAAAGUUAUUCUCCAUAGUAAAGGUACAAUCGAGUGUUUAGAUAUUGGCAACUUCCCGCAUCCAUCUUCGUGCAAGAAGUUCAUAUCGUGCGCUCGUAUGGAGAGCGGAGCAUUACUGGGCUGGGAGUAUGUCUGUCCUAAAGGCCUGUCAUUUGACCCCGUUGGCGGCAUCUGCAACUGGUCAGCGGGACUGGGCUGUCACGAACAAGACUCAUAGACUAAAAAAAGUUCUUCAUUAGGGUUUCCAACUUAUAAAUUUGUGUCAAAAAUACCCCAGUCUAAAUUAUUUAAUAAUUUCUGAUGUUAAAUUAGGGAAAUCAGUUUGACCAGUUAUAAGAAAGAUAAGUUCCUUUUUGAAAUCUUUUUAAUUCAAACAAAAAGAUAAAGAGGUUUUCGGAAAUUGUGAUACUUACUAAAUAUUUUGUUAGCAAAAUUAUUUUAAAAAAUUACAGUAAUUGAAAAAUUAUUCAUAGUAAUAAAACUGAGUGACUAAAGAUUUUAAAGUAAAGCCUCAGCAAUACUCAAAUAAUUUAAAUAAACACUGCCAAGUUAUGUAAAUAUUCGAUAUUUAAGUACCAAUUUUUGUUAACACACUUUUGUAUUUUUAUAUUUAGCAAAAAUAAUAAUCAUUACAAUUCUGCAUAUCAAAUACUUAGCAAUGUAUAUUUUCUUAGUUUUUAUCAAUCACUAGUUACACGUGUACUGAAUAGGCAAAUAAAAAUAUAGAAAAACAACCUAUUUCACAAUGUGCCUUAAUUAUUUUAAAAUAUUUAGUUUAUAAGAUUUAUUUUAUGUAAUUAGAAAUAAAAAUAAAACAAUACUCAA